CACACACACACACAUCUGGAAACAGUCAAAGCGUCUACAUGCACUGGGAGGGGGGGCUACCUCUCUCUCUCUCUCUCUCUUUGUAUCACUGCAGAGCUGAGCUGCAGGGGCAGCAGAGCCAGAGAGAAGAGAGAGCUCCAACUCCCGACCAGUAAGACAGACAGACAAGGCAAGCAGGCAGACACACAGCCGGACCAUCAUGGACUGGAUGAGCGCAGAGAAACCAGUAUCCGGAUGAGACAGGACGCCGUGGCUUCUGUUAAAAGGGGGGGACUCUGCUGUAUUUCUGCGUGGAAUAACCGACAACCCUUUGGGAGAUUUAACCCCGUGAUACCCGUGAUGGAAUACCCUCACUCUUCUCAUUCCCUAAUUUUACUCCUCUUCUCCUCCUCCUCUUCCUUCUUCUCCUCCAUCACCUCCACCUCCUCUUCUCCUCCAUCCUCUCACAUUUUGACACGCUGCUGAAGAUGCGCACGAAUGCGUCUUUUGCGCACUUGCAUUGCGACCGCCACUGAAAAGCGCCUGUGAUUUUUGUUUAGGAUUUUUAUUUUUAUAUAUAUAUUUUUUUCAUAUCCGUUGUUCCAAGAAGACAAGAGAAAGGAGGACGAUAGUGUUGGAUACCUGAGCGAAAGGGAAGGUGUGAAUUGAGUCCAACUCGGCGGUGCUGGUUUCGCGUUUCUCGCUUAGAGGGCCCGGAUGUACCGAGGGAUGCACCGGUGCGUUUUUCCAACCGGUUCCGCCGAAAGCUCCCUCUUUUUUCUCGCCUUCACCUCCAUCAUGGGAAUUAGGUAAUAUUCACUCCAUCCAAAGAGACUCCCAUAAACACAAACAACGGGAAUACCCCCUCAGAAACUGUCCGUGUCAGACAGUUGGCUCUUCUUCCCCCCUCCCCACCCCCUUCCUCACCCCCUUUUUCUUCUUUGAUUUCUUUAUUUUUUGGGGGGGCUUGUCAUUCCCCCCCCCCCUUUCCAUUCACUUAUAAGGAUAACGCCGGACUACAUUUAUGGUAAAUGAAAGCAAAAACAUGUACAUCCCGGAGGACACCCUUGAGAACCAUCAAGGCUCCGACUACUCUCCCCCUCCCCUCCCUCGGCCUCCUCCGGUUGGCUUGACGAACGAGCACAGAGGCGGCGGUAGCCAUGGCGACCACAGCGGCGGGGGAGGAGGGGUCAACCGUGGGGUGGGUGUGGUUGGCCUUGCACCGGAGCACAUUCCCACCCCGGGAGCAGCCCUGAGCUGGCAGGCGGCCAUUGACGCCGCGCGGCAGGCGAAGAUGAUGGGCAAUGCUGCGUCAGGCGGAGGGGCGGGGCUCGGGUCGGGCGGGGGCGGCCCCAUUUCCACAGCCAGCUCCACGCAAAGGAAGAGACAACACUACGCUUCUAAACCCAAGAAACAAACCACAACGACAGCCACGAGGCCGCCGCGGGCCCUGCUUUGUCUCACACUCAAGAACCCCAUCCGACGGGCGUGCAUCAGCAUCGUGGAGUGGAAACCAUUUGAGAUCAUCAUCCUGAUGACCAUCUUUGCUAAUUGUGUGGCCUUAGCCGUCUACAUCCCCUUCCCCGAGGAUGACUCGAAUGCCACCAACUCCAACCUGGAGCGCGUGGAGUACCUGUUCCUUAUCAUUUUUACUGUGGAGGCGUUCCUCAAGGUAAUAGCUUACGGCCUGCUCUUCCACCCCAACGCCUACCUGAGGAACGGCUGGAAUCUGCUCGACUUCAUCAUUGUAGUAGUAGGAUUAUUCAGUGCGAUUUUGGAGCAGGCCACAAAGGGAGAUGGGGCCACUCCGAUUGGAGGGAAGGCGGCAGGCUUCGAUGUCAAGGCUCUGCGGGCAUUCAGAGUACUAAGACCGCUCAGACUGGUCUCUGGAGUACCCAGUUUACAAGUCGUGUUGAACUCCAUAAUCAAAGCCAUGGUUCCUCUGCUCCACAUCGCCCUCCUGGUCCUCUUCGUCAUCAUCAUCUACGCCAUCAUCGGCCUGGAGCUCUUCAUGGGCAAGAUGCACAAGACCUGCAGAUACAGCCAUUCAGAUACAAACGCAGAGGAAAAACCAGCACCAUGUGCACCUGACGGCGCUUACGGUCGGCACUGCAUGCAGAACGGAACCAAGUGCCAAGUGGGUUGGGAAGGCCCGAAUGAUGGAAUCACCAACUUUGACAACUUUGCCUUUGCCAUGCUGACAGUGUUCCAGUGCAUAACCAUGGAAGGCUGGACGGACGUGUUGUACUGGGUGAAUGACGCAGUAGAUUACAGGUGGCCCUGGGUCUAUUUUGUGACCUUAAUCAUCAUCGGCUCCUUCUUUGUGCUAAACUUGGUUUUGGGGGUGUUGAGCGGAGAGUUUUCCAAGGAAAGAGAGAAGGCCAAGGCACGUGGUGACUUCCAGAAACUACGAGAAAAACAGCAACUGGAGGAGGACCUUAAGGGCUAUUUAGACUGGAUCACUCAGGCCGAAGACAUCGACCCAGAGAACGAAGAGGAGGGCUUGGACGAUGACAAACCCAGAAACCGUAAAGGUCGACAUUUUCUCUCUCUGCGUGGAGCCGUGAAGAAAAACGCGGCUUUCCUUCGUAAGGCGUUGAGCAUGCCAGCCAGUGAAAACGAAUCAGUCAACACAGAUAACGCUCCCGGGGGAGAUGUGGAGGGAGAGACCUGCUGCACCAGACUGGCAAUUAGGAUCUCCAAAUCCAAGUUCAGUCGCUACUCUCGCAGGUGGAACAGGUUGUGCAGGCGAAAGUGUCGAGCAGCAGUCAAGUCCCAGGUUUUCUACUGGCUGGUCAUCUUCCUGGUUUUUCUCAACACCCUGACCAUCGCCUCUGAACAUCACAAGCAGCCGCAGUGGCUAACAGACGUGCAAGAUAUAGCAAAUAAAGUAUUACUAGCGCUCUUCACUGGUGAGAUGCUCCUAAAGAUGUACAGUCUUGGUCUACAGGCGUACUUCGUGUCGCUCUUCAACAGGUUCGACAGCUUCGUCGUGUGCGGAGGAAUACUAGAGACCAUUCUAGUUGAAACAAAGAUCAUGUCUCCUCUUGGCAUCUCAGUGUUGCGUUGCGUGCGCCUGUUGAGAAUAUUUAAAAUAACAAGAUACUGGAACUCUCUCUCCAACCUCGUGGCCUCGCUUCUCAACUCAGUUCGUUCCAUUGCCUCCCUGCUGCUCCUGCUCUUCCUCUUCAUUAUCAUCUUCUCGCUCCUGGGCAUGCAGCUCUUCGGGGGGAAAUUCAAUUUUGACGACACCAGACGGAGCACCUUUGACAACUUUCCCCAGUCUCUGCUCACUGUGUUCCAGAUUCUAACAGGAGAAGACUGGAACUCCGUUAUGUAUGAUGGCAUCAUGGCGUAUGGAGGCCCGUCUUUUCCCGGCAUGCUGGUCUGCAUCUACUUCAUCAUCCUCUUCAUCUGCGGAAACUACAUCCUACUGAAUGUCUUCUUGGCCAUCGCUGUUGACAAUCUAGCAGAUGCCGAGAGUCUGACGUCGGCUCAGAAAGAAGAGGAGGAAGCGAAGGAGAGGAAAAAACUGGCCAGGCUUGCCAGUCCAGAGAAGCGUCAGAAUAACGAAAAGCCACCGAUAGAGGAAAAGAAGAGUGAGAAGAUUGAGCUGAAGUCCAUCACUUCUGAUGGAGAAACCAACACUGCAACCAAGAUCAACAUGGAUGACUGUUGUGGAGAUGAAAAUGAAGAGAAGAACCCGUAUCCUGUGAAUGAUUACAUAGGUAAAGUGCAAAGAGAUGAGGACGAGGACGAGCCGGAGAUGCCGGUGGGCCCGAGGCCGCGGCCGCUCUCUGACAUUCAGCUAAAGGAGAAGGCCAUUCCCAUGCCCGAGGCCCGCGCCUUCUUCGUCUUCAGCCACACCAACAAAUUCAGGGUUCUGUGCCACAAGAUUGUCAACCACAACAUCUUCACCAAUCUCAUCCUGUUCUUCAUCCUGCUGAGCAGCAUCAGUCUGGCGGCAGAGGAUCCGGUCAAGAACGACUCUUUCAGAAAUCAGAUCCUGGGCUAUGCAGAUCACGUCUUCACUGGACUCUUCACCAUUGAGAUCAUUCUUAAGAUGACAGCCUAUGGAGCCUUCCUCCAUAAAGGUUCAUUCUGUAGAAAUUAUUUCAACAUUCUGGACUUAGUGGUGGUCAGCGUUUCUCUCAUCUCUUCUGGAAUACAGUCCAGUGCAAUUAAUGUUGUAAAGAUCCUGAGAGUCCUGCGAGUGCUGAGACCGCUGAGAGCCAUCAACAGAGCCAAAGGACUAAAGCAUGUUGUGCAGUGCGUUUUUGUGGCCAUCAGAACCAUCGGCAACAUCGUCAUCGUCACUACAUUGCUCCAGUUUAUGUUUGCCUGUAUUGGGGUGCAACUAUUCAAGGGCAAGUUCUUCUACUGUAGUGACAGCUCCAAACAGACUCAGGCAGAGUGCAGAGGUUCCUACAUCAUGUAUAAGGAUGGGGAUGUGGGGAAACCAGAAAAAGCCCUGAGAAUCUGGGAAAACAGCGACUUCAACUUUGAUGAUGUCCUGCAGGGAAUGAUGGCUUUGUUUGCCGUGUCUACGUUUGAGGGCUGGCCCGGGUUGCUGUACCGAGCCAUAGACUCUCACGCUGAAGAUGUCGGACCAAUCUACAACUACCGCGUGGUCAUUUCUAUCUUCUUCAUCAUCUACAUCAUUAUCAUCGCCUUUUUCAUGAUGAACAUCUUCGUCGGUUUCGUCAUCGUCACAUUUCAGGAGCAAGGAGAGCAGGAGUAUAAGAACUGUGAGCUGGACAAGAACCAGCGUCAGUGUGUGGAAUACGCCCUGAAGGCUCGACCUCUGCGUCGCUACAUCCCCAAGAACCCUUACCAGUACAAGGUGUGGUAUGUGGUCAACUCUACCUACUUCGAGUACCUGAUGUUCACUCUCAUCCUCCUCAACACCAUCUGUCUGGCCAUGCAGCACCACGGACAGACCAAAAAUUUCAAUGAUGCAAUGAACAUCCUCAACAUGCUCUUCACAGGACUGUUCACAGUAGAGAUGAUCCUAAAAUUAAUCGCCUUCAAGCCCAGGGGGUACUUUAGUGAUCCCUGGAAUGUGUUUGAUUUCCUCAUCGUAAUUGGCAGCAUAAUAGACGUCAUUCUCAGUGAGAUCAACCAUUAUUUUGUUGAUGCAUGGAACACAUUUGAUGCCUUGAUAGUUGUGGGUAGCAUUGUUGACAUAGCGAUCACUGAGGUUAACCCAGCUGACUCGUCCUCGUCCUCCUCCUCCUCCUCUUCGUCCUCCUCUUCCUCUUCUUCCUCCUCUCACCCCCAUGUGGUAAGGCCAAUGGGACUUCAGAAUUCUGAAGAGAACGCCAGGAUCUCCAUCACCUUCUUCCGGCUGUUCCGCGUGAUGAGGCUGGUGAAGCUGCUAUCUCGCGGGGAAGGGAUUCGGACCCUGCUGUGGACCUUCAUCAAAUCUUUCCAAGCUCUGCCUUAUGUAGCUCUGCUAAUAGUGAUGCUCUUCUUCAUAUACGCCGUCAUUGGCAUGCAGAUGUUUGGUAAGAUAGCACUGCGGGACCACACGCAAAUCAACAGGAACAACAAUUUCCAGACGUUCCCUCAGGCAGUGCUGCUGCUCUUCAGAUGUGCAACUGGUGAGGCGUGGCAAGAGAUCAUGCUGGCGUGUUCGCCCAAUCACCCAUGCGAGAAAGGGUCAACCAAUGAAAACAGCACAACCCAUGAUGAUUGUGGCAGCCAGUUUGCCAUCAUUUACUUUGUCAGCUUCUACAUGCUGUGUGCCUUUCUGAUCAUCAACCUUUUUGUGGCUGUAAUAAUGGACAACUUUGACUAUUUGACACGUGACUGGUCAAUUUUGGGGCCUCAUCAUCUUGAUGAGUUUAAGAGAAUCUGGGCUGAAUACGACCCAGAGGCCAAGGGGAGGAUAAAACACCUUGACGUGGUCACCUUGCUCCGGAGAAUUCAGCCUCCCCUCGGUUUUGGAAAGCUCUGUCCACACCGGGUGGCGUGCAAGCGCCUGGUGUCGAUGAACAUGCCUCUGAACAGCGAUGGAACGGUUAUGUUCAAUGCCACACUGUUUGCUUUGGUCAGAACUGCACUCAGGAUCAAGACAGAAGGUAAUCUGGAGCAGGCUAACGAGGAGCUAAGAGCAAUUGUGAAAAAGAUCUGGAAGAGAACUAGCAUGAAGCUGUUGGAUCAAGUAGUGCCCCCUGCUGGUGAUGAUGAAGUAACAGUUGGAAAGUUCUACGCCACCUUCCUCAUCCAAGAAUAUUUCCGCAAGUUUAAGAAGAGAAAAGAACAAGGCCUGGUGGCCAAGGUGCCUCCCAAAACUGCCCUCUCUCUGCAGGCGGGCCUGCGGACGCUUCAUGACAUCGGUCCAGAGAUCAGAAGGGCCAUCUCUGGAGACUUGAACGUGGAGGAGGAGAUAGAUAAAGGCAUGAAGGAAUCCGUGUCAGCUGCAUCUGAGGACGAUAUCUUCAGGGUAAAGCGAACGGGUGGCUUGUUCGGCAACCACGUCAACUACUACAACCAGACCGACGGCCGUGGGUCCUUCCCACAGUCCUUCACCACUCAACGUCCCUUGCACAUAAGUCAGAAAGGCUCUCCGUGCGAAGGGGAAAGCCCGUCACACGAGAAGCUGAUGGACUCAACCACGUUCACCCCUUCAUCGUACUCCUCAUCAGGUUCAAACGCCAACAUCAACAACGCCAACAACACUGGAAUGACCGGAGUGACGACCCAGGGCGUCAGUCGAUUCCCAAGCCCGUCCAUAAGCACGGUGGAUGGGCACACAGGCCAGCCCCUCACACCCAUCCUACUACCUAGAUCAGCGUGGUGUUUCCCUCCAAAAAGGAUGUUUUAUGACACCCUCAUGCGCUCGGACUCGAGUGACAGUCGUCUGCCAAUCAUCCAGAGAGGGGAGGGGUCAACAGAGGAGACGUACGAUGAGAGUUAUGGUGACGACAGGGAGUACCAGGACGAUGAGCACUCACUUUCUUCUGACAUGUUGGUGUAUCAUGACGAAACAUGUAAACAGCUCACUCCUAUGGAGGAAGCAGAAGAAGUAGAGGAGCAAAAAGGAGGAGGAGGGUGGCAGUCUCCACGAAGAGUCUUCCUCUGUCCAACUACCCUGACACGGAGAUCUUCCUUCCACCUGGAGUGUCUCCGGAGGCAGACAAGGCCAGAUGUCUCGCAGAAGACUGCUGUACCUUUACAUCUUGUACAUCACCAGGCUCUUGCAGUGGCAGGCUUGAGUCCCCUUUUGAGAAGGAGUCACUCACCUACCCUCUUCAGCCGACUGUGUUCCACGCCUGCAGCUAACCCCACAGACCAAUGCAGUGAUGCCUCCUACCAGAGAGUUCCUUCUUUAAGACUAGAGGGCUCCAACUCUCAUGAAAAGCUCAAUACCAGCCUGCCUUCUGUAAAUUGUGGGCCCUGGUACAACGACAGUAAUGGGAAUAGCCCAGUGGACAGUCCUAGCCCUACGCCGGUGCCCAGUCAAAGGCCACCGCGGCCGGUGUCACUCACUGUACCAUUGCUUUCGGGGAAGGACCCCAGCUCACUGUCUCAUGGCAGUGCAGGCAGUCUAGUGGAAGCGGUUCUUAUAUCAGAAGGUUUGGGUCAUUUUGCCCAGGAUCCUUCAUUCAUUGAGGCAACCAAAGCCGAGUUAGCUGAUGCCUGCGACAUGACCAUUGAGGAGAUGGAGCACGCAGCCAGCAACAUUCUCAAUGGCAACACCGCCACAAACCCCACAUCAAGCACCUCUUCCACCUCUCAGCACAGCCCUAACGGCAGCCUCCCCUGCCACAAUGCAGCAGCUGCAACGCACAGGGACCGAGUCGCCGACCUGAGUCCAGGCGACGCGGAGGCAGAGGCUGGAGGCGGUAGGGGCUACAUCCAUGGUCCAUCCUCUAUAGAGGAGCGACAGGAACUGCUAGCUAGAGGGGGAGGGCGAGAAGAGGAGGAGGAAGAGGCUAAUGUGAGAGAAGAGAGACCCCACAGAAAUUCAGCUGUGGUCGCAGGAGCACGGCAGAAGAACAGCAGGCUUUUGGAGGAUGAGGAUUUGGAGUGCGUGACGAGCUUGUAGGUGCCGCCUCGGCAGCUUUGAUCAGCAAACUGGCCCGUCAGAGGCUGAGGUUUGUCAGUGCUGGCGAACAGUGCAGCGGUUGGUUGGCUCACUCUGUCACUCUGGACAAUGGCGGCCAGCGAUGCACCUUUAACACAACAAGACUUUGUCGGGUUUAAUUGAGCUAGUAUGUGUGUCUGCAGUAAAGUAUAUCAGACUAUAUACUAUCUGAGUGUGUGCUUCUGUGUGUCUGUGUGUGUGUUUUUCUCUAUUUGUACUCGUAUGUGUGUGUUCACCACACGUGUCAGAGUGUGGCUCUAAAGUGCCUCACAGUUUUAUCAUGUCCUCAACCUGGGAUGAGCAGGAAAAUGGAGACAAGCAAAAAAAAAGACAAAGGACAGACUGAAUGGAAGAAAGAUCAAACAAAGAAGCAGGAAGUCCUUUUAUGGACUGUACGUUAAUGUUUUCAUUUCCUAUGCCUAAUUUAGUGAUGUGUUAUUGUUGUCUGACUGGCCGCCAUGACGCCAGGUAGAGGACAAGAGACCAGCUCAUGGAGGGUCACUUGAAGAUUACCAUCUGACCACAGCCCCACUUGUGGUCAAAGGUCAACUCGUUCUUCGUUCAACGAUGAUGAAGCGCUGUAUUGUGUAAAACGGGGACAAGAAUGCCCCGUUUCAAUCCCGUUUCUCCUCCUCUUCCAAAGCUACGGGAACCUGGAGCACAGUCCUGCCAGCCCGAGAGUGGAUUUAGGGGGACAUGCUGCCCCCCAGCCAGGUGUGGGAGGGAGGAUUGGAGGAAUGAUUUAGCAGCCACAACAGGGCUGUAACAGGAAGGGGGGAAACUUCCUGGCCAACAGGGAGAUGGCUGGCUCUUUUUUUCUCUCAGCUGGUUUUCUCAGCUGGACUCCAGCAUGAGACCAACUCACCUCGACGUAGCUCCACCACAUCCACCCUUUCCUUGUUUGGCUCCACCAAACAGGAGACUAGAGGAGCCACUGGUGGCUAAGCAGAGACAGAAAGCACCCCACCAACCCCCCUUCUCUGCCUCAUACCUCACUGUUCCUCACUCCUUUCUCUAUCCUAUCCUUCCUCCCUCUCCUUUGCUAUCUUACAACCACUCACCCCUUAUAGCUGGAUUUGUGUGCUUUUUUUCAGCACUUGAGGAGGCGAAUGUUUGUCAUGCAGGGCUACCCAGAUGGUAAAGUGGAGGGAAGAAUGGGAGUGACCAAUUGAAAGGAAGAAAUAAAAAGAACACUCUGGUCAAGGGGGUGGGGGUGUUCCGCAGCAGAAAUGCCGUCAAUCAACCUCACUUCCUUCUCUGGGGCACCUCCUCUUCCUGUCAGCUUGGAAUCCUGUCGGAUUUGCUGCCACACACUCUUUCUACAGACCGUGCCCACUAUGUAUUUAACAGUUCAAUAUUGUGCAAAACUGGCUAGCCAUGACAAUAUUUUGUUUUAUAUUCAUGACGUUAUUGUUUUAAUUUAUCUUUGAUUUGUUUGCACAAUCGGGGUGCUGGUCUUAUAAAUGUAUUUUUGCUCAGUUUAUUUUUAGGAAAAAUUUUUUUAGAGGUUUUAAGUAUCGAAGCAGGGCGUAGUGUGUGCGGGCGAGUGUACCUAUAAAUGUGUGUGCAUAUGCGAGUCUGCAUUUUAGUACAACUUAUGAGUGUCUGAGAUGGAGUGUGUGUGUGAGAUGGAGUGUCUUUCUCUCUAUCUGUAUGCACCUUUAACAGAUUCUAUUUAUUUAUUUAUUUUUUCCAGAAGAGAAAAUCUGUGGGAAUGUGUGCGUGUUUUCUUGUGUACUAUAAAAAGCUGAUUUUAAGCCUAUACAGUAAAUUAAGGUAGCAUUACAAGUAUGUUAUGUGUGUGAAAGGGUGUGUCUGUGUAGUAAUGGGCCUCCUUAACACAGGGUUAACGUGGACAGGCAUACUUCCAAAGCUUUGUGGUUACGUUAGCACGGUUUUUACUUUUUUUAGCCACGUGGCAGAGAGAAAAGUGUCAUUUUUGAACUCUAGUCAUUGCAUAGCUUUUCUUUACUGCCCCAUUUGGAUAUAGGCUGGGGUGAGUUCUGUGGUCAGAUAAGACUGCUGAUCAGGAAGUGUAUAGUAUUUGGCCAGAGGUUAGAAAGCCUUUCACAUAGGGAUGUCUUAAUCCGAAGUAUUUGCCUCCAGUAAACAAUACAUGAGUAUUGGCAUUUUGUCAAUACAGAAUAAAAGUUCAAAAGUUCAUCAAGAUAGAUACCGUGUAUAUGCCUGAAAACCAAUAUAAAUAUUUUCAAAUUGGCACUUUAUUAUAAUUGUCAUGAAUAAAUCAUUAAUUAACUAUGAUAAAUUGCCUUUUUAAGUGCUAUUUUCCCAGCACAAUUACAUUUUAAAAAUCACUUAAAUGGAACCUGUCCGAUGACACAAAGUAAGUUAAAACAUGUCCAGGUCUAAAAAAAAAUUCAAGAACAGAAGAGAAACAAAGUCAGUGACAUCUCAAUACAGCCUAAAGAGGGUUACGGUAAUUUCCAGACUCCAGCAAACCACCGGGGGCCACUUAAUCCACAAACACAGAAAACACACAACAGUGAUAAAUCUUCCCAGGAGUGGCAAAAGAAAUUAUCAUUUGAAAACUGCAUUUUGUAUUCACUCAGGUAAUCUUUUUUACUGAUAUUAAAAAGUCUUUGGUUAUCCGAAAUAUUUAGGUUUGGCAAAUAGCCAAAAGCAGAAUAAAUCUCAAAGAAUAUAAAUACUUGUCAAAACCCUGUCUUGUAUCGAUUUGAAAACGGGAGAAAUCUAUUAUCGAUUAUUAAUUCACCUAUGAUUCAGUAUUUUAGGGGACGUGUGGUAACUUUAUACACUUUACCAAUAACACUCUGGUCAUAACGUUAGAUUUUUUUCUCACUAAAGGAGUUUCUGCAGGACCAUGCUAUGUUUAACAUAUCUGACUUGGCACAUGUAGAUAGCCUUCAGUAAGCUCACAUGUUGCUAACGCUUAUGUUUUCAUGCAGAGUAGUUUGCUGUAGUGCUAAGCAAAUGCUAGCAGGUUUACUCUGUUUUGUUAAAAGUUGUUUAUAAAGUGGCUUGUUGGAUAUUCCAGUGUGGUUCCAGCUGAUCAUCUUUGAACAUAACUUGCAUAAGAAAUUGUUCCUCUGCUUAGGGCACCUAAAAUCUGCCACUAUUUUUGGUCUCAGGAGUUGAGUUCAGUGUUCAGACUCGGGACAUCCCUAAUUACUACAGUUGCACUUGUCCUUAUUCGUAACGACAGAAACGUUUAAAUUUAUACUGCCACAGUGACACAUCCAUGAAUAACUAGGGCUGUUGUCCAGUUGCUGCAAGACUUAAUAAAACCUCUAAAGAUAUAGUCUCUUUGAGACUCCCAUCACAAAAAUAUUUUAUUCCCAACACACAAUCGAGAAACAUGGAUUUUCAGAGUGAUUUCAUUCACUGGUUUACAUUGGUUGCUGGAAAAAUUGUAAUACAAGCUAGAGCCAUUUAUCAUGUAUGAUUGUGCAUCAGGAAAAAUAAUUAGGUCGCCUUGAAGGGAGAACGGCUAUAAGAUUUUUUUUGUCUCCAACUAAACAGCAGGUAAAACAAUUUUUUAUAAUAAAUUCAUUAUUACUUAAUUAUAAAGUGGAUCUACUCGAGACAAGGUCAUAGCAUGUUUUGAUCUGAGUUGCAGCUUUUUGAAGAACUUGAGGACUUUUUUUUAAAAACUAACAAUUUAGAUAAAAAUCUAAAUAAAGCAAAGAGAACUCAGUAAAAUUGCUAAAACUUAACUCAGAUGUAAAUACAUCAAAAAUAUUUGAUUGAAACAGCUAAAGCUGAACCAAAGUCGUAUAUAUUUUUAAGCCAUUACUGACAACAGUAAUUUUAACUAAAUUCAAACAUGUUGGAAAAGCUUUUGUCGUCCGACGUCCCAUUUUUAUAAAUAAAACUGAAAUAAUAAAUUACAGCUCACACAAAAACACCAACAGACAUCAACAUAUGCCCAAAAGAUUUAUUUUUUCUUGGAUUUCCCAUCACUGUCGUGCUCUACAUGUGAAACAGAGCAGGUUUGUGGCAGCGGAGAGUAUGCAUCAACACACUGCCAUACACUGCAUCCUGUGCCAGUAACAGACUUCUGUCAUUAUUAUGCAAUCUAAAUGUGAAUGUUGAGUGGGUUUUUAGCUGCUGUGCUGUUACCGUCUUGUGUUUCUGAUCAUACCCUGAAGUCUGGGUCCUCACCUUCCCAAACUUCCACAGGAGCCUGUGGCUUCAUUAAGACCACCUUGGCAUUUCUUACAGUUAAUCUGAACCCGUCUGGAAACCCAAACUGAAAGUCCAUUUCUUGGCCAUUUGCUCAUUUACGUUUUAAGCUGUUUCAACUGAAUGUCUAAGGUGGAGAGAUAUGGUUUGCUUGAACCCUGAGCAGCUUUUAAAUUCAGAUAAAAUAAGCACUGUCUAUCAUUGUGUCUUGGUUUCUGUUUUUUUUUUUUUGUCGUUGAAAUAGUUUGGAAGAUGCUACUCUUAAAAUAUUUAUACUCAUCUACUGACAGAUAUUGGGACUGUCUCAAUGACAGAUGUUAUAUAUAUAUACUGUAAUUUAUUUAUGGUGAAAAAUGUUCACUUCUUUUAUCCUGACAUAUGCACAAAGCAGUCUGCGCAUAUCAGAAGUGCCCCAACCAGGCUUGCUUUGUGUCUUUUUUUUUGCCGGUGUGAGAGAUUCAGAGCCUUGUGGCGUCCCCGUGUGAAGUCAAGCAGCAUUGCCGUUAGCAUGACCGUUGAGGUGUUGUGUUGCAGUGUAACGAUAUAAGCAGGUGGGAACCUGCAAUCCACAAGAUAUGCAAAAACAAUGCAAUAACUAUGACUGUGUACAAAGUUCCUGAAGUAAACAUUUGUGUGAAAGUCUACAAAAAAAAAAAAAAAGAAGGAAAAUCUGCUUCGAGAUGCGUCAUUUUCUCAUUAACUCAGUGGUUUCCACAAUACAAAAAACCUAAAAUACUUGAAAUCAGGUACAUUACAGUGCAGUAUAGUUAAGUUGUAUUUAUCUGUCUUUUUUGUCGCACUAGAGUUUUGAUUGAAUCUGACCUGCAAACAGUGUUUUUUCUUGCUGGUGAAUAACAAUCUAGUUACAGCCGAGUCGCAGUGGAAAAAAAUAUUCUUUGUUUUUUGAUAAGCAGGAAAACGCAGCUCGCUUCAUGUUCCUGUCUCGACCCCUUUGUGGAUUUGUUUUGCUUUUUAGGUGCAUUUCUGAACGAGUUAAACUCUUUUUCUCAGAUUCAUCGACAUCAAAUGAAGUCUGCAUAUUGAUUAGUUGUUCCAUACUCAUUACGUAUCAUAUCACCUUGACAAACAGUAGCGUUUUCUACCUAUAGUGCACAUUACAACAUUGGACUUGUGGUAGAGAGAUAUCUGGAAGAUGAUUUUGCAUAUCUUGUGUCUUAUGGGCUUGUUUUAUACUUUCUGAUACCCUGAGGUACCGAAAGAUGCUAAAACAUUAGUACGCAAAAUACAUUAUUAGCUCCCAGGCCUAAACAGGCGUUUCUAACAAAUUUUAUUUUGCUUGUCUUUAAUAAUUUGCUCCGCAGACCUAUAGAAGAUGAACCAGUGGCGGCUGUUUCUGUUAAAAAGGACCAAAAAGUUCAUAUUUUCUUCAUAAAUGUAUGUUUUACCAGUCCAACGGUAAUCAUGUUAAGUGGUGAAUAUGACAAAUCUGCAUGAUUACUACACACAUUAAUCAAAGGCAUUGUAAUUUGUUUCUGGUUUUUGUGCUAGUUCCAUCCACCAAAUGAAAACUAUGGAUCCGUUACAUCGCUAAACCCGAUCCUACUCCUGCGUGUCAUGAAUCUUUACGUACAUUUGGAGUAGCAGUGCGUCAGACUGAUUUACUCAGUCCAUGUUUUGAUGAAAAUUACUCCCUCUGCAGGUCAAAGUGAAAUAAUAUAUGAAGUGAAAACAAAGAUUGAUAAAUGCUUGAUUUUCCCCCUACCCCACUUUUGGCAGAAUGAUGACAAUCUGGCGACUGAUGACAAUGGGAAGGCUAUUUUGGAAAGUAUUUGAGGGAAUGAUAUUUGGAACUUUUUGGGUGGCUUAAGUUCUUACAUGGUGGAUUAUAUAUUAAAAUAACGUUCACAUGCAUGAGGUUCUCUCUCUUUGGAGGUAUAAAGUAUUGGUCCUAUAUAGCGGAUUAUAUCUUUUGUCUCACCACUAGCUAAAGAUUGUAUAUUUUUAUAUACUAUAUAUAGCAAAAAUGUAUACAAAUAAAAAUAUUUAAUCACAAGAAUGUCAAAAUAAGGAGCAGGAAGGGGACCUAUAUGAGAAUGUAUUUGGACUGGAUGUCUUAUUUGGGCCUAAUGAUAGGUGGCACUCCCAAUACGUUGACUGUAUUAUUAGCCAAAAGUAAAACCUGAAAUAAUAUGGUUUUCUGAAGAAAAAUAUAACAUUGUUCAUUGUUGCACAUGAUAAGCUUGCAAGGAGAAACGAAAUUGUUCGCAACAUUUCUGGAAAUUUUGAAAAUAUUGCUGAUUGGAAGGUUUUCAUGGGAAAUGAUGCUAAUAAACAGGAAAUUAGGGACAUAAGUCAAAAUAUUUUCCAUGGCAGACAUACUUAAACAAUAAUACCCUGCCUUAGAUUUAUACAAAAAUACAAUAAAAAUUUUAAGUAGUACAAGGAAUCAAAUGUAUGGCUUUAAUCUUCUAGUGCUCUGGGGUCAAACAUGUGACCUUAAUUCAGUUCAAUCAUCCACAAUGGUCCAGGGUUUUUUCCAACCUAAUUUUCUUGUUAAAAGGCAAACAUUGUAGUUUAAACUUUACAUUCACUCCUACAAAUUCCUGUUAACUUCCAUGGAGAGUUUCCAACUUUGAAAAUUCCUGAAAUUCUGCAACUGCAGUACUUUUGUGUAAGUUAUAAAGUAAUCUGAGGAUGUUCCAGUCCUACAAGUACAGCGAAAUGUUUUAUUGGGAAAAGACUAAGUGAAAACAGUGGAGGUCUGAUCACCAUUAGUGUUUCAACUUUGGUAAAAACAAAGAAAAGAAAAAAGGAGGCCCUUUGCUUAAAUGUUAAACAUCACUGUAUUUCUGCAAGACAAAUGACAAAUGUUGGUCUAUUUUAAUCCACAGACAGACCUGAAAUCUAACAUGCUUUUGCUUGCGUUUGUCUUCGACAUGUCAACCUACCAGCAGCCUGUCAACACAGGUCAAGGUCUGCUCAUAAACCCCCAACUGUAGCACUGAGAGGCGCAUCUCUCUGGAAGUAGUCCUACAUCAGCAAAACACGCAUUAUCCUAGCAACAAACCAAAAAAGAAAAAAAAUAACCUCUAAAAGGACUAGAUUUCCAUAUAUUGUGAAUAAUCAUAAUUGUGUAGCUUCUAUGCUUAUCUUCCAAGAUGAAUUUGGAGGACUUGAACUACAUCUGUAUAGAUUUUUAUCUGCAUUUUCUGCAGGCUAGAACGCAACAUACAUGUAGGUUAGCGUCUGGCUAGUUGAUUUUAGCUUCACGCCGACACGAUGCUACUGCUGCUUUUUACACUGCAGGUUCCAGACGUAGAAUCAGAACAAAUUGUCUUAUGUUAAAGGUUUUAAAAGAACAUUUCAUGUUUUUAAAGAACAUGUUGGGUUGAUCCUAAGAAUGAAGUUUGAGCAGAUUUUCUUUUGGCUAAGGUGAUCUGAAUGUAGUUUUGUUUCUGUGACAGAAAAGAUGCGAUGAGGGUUUGAAUGAUGACAGAGGGAAGCUGCUGUAUGUUAUUUUAAACCACAUACAAUAUUAAAGUAUUAAGAGUUUUCCAUUUUUGCAAGCAUGAGGCUGGGAGAGAAUUUUCCUCACGUUUCCUUAAUGUGGAUCUACCAUUGUUGCAACUGAAGUGCUUUAUAUUUUUCUUGUAAAUCACAGUCUUUGUUGUUCAUGGAAAAAUCAUGACAAAAUAUUUUAAGAUUGCUAUUUUGAAUAGAGAUUAUCUUUUCUAGGUGAAGUUAGCAUAGUCUGUUGAUGGAAAAAAAAAUCUAAUUAAAAAAAACACUGAUUCUUCUGUUUUUGGAGGCCAAAAAGGAACAUCUCUGUUUGCUAUACAGAUAUUAUUUUGAUUAUAUUGAUAAAGCAGACAGAAAGAGGGCAGAAAGUAAAAGAUGGGAUAUAAUAAUAUAUUUAAGUGAUUUCAAUGAAACUGAUGUAUUUUAGAUAUUAAAAUUAUAGAAGGACAUCAAAAUUACAAAAUGUAAAAGGACAGCUUGAUGCAGGAUGUUGCAUUCUGUUGUAUGACUUUGAUGUUUAAUUAAUAAUAAUAAAACAAAAAAAAACCCAUCAGAUUUUCAGUUCCCAUGUUGUGAUAGUUUUGGAAUUGUGCAGAUGCUGGCUUUUUUCUAUUUUUGACCUAGUGGGCAGCAGUGUUCCUGGUUUAAUCAUCAACAAGAUGCUUCCAUUAAAUUGACACGAGUUUACUUUUUGCAAAGAUUUCUUGUUAUUGUGCAAAAGAAAAAUAAAAUGGAAUCUUAAUUAUGUGUUUAUUGAUAAAAUGGAAGUACAGCUAAGAGCAGUGCAGGAUUCUGAAGAAACUGUAUUGGGAUGAUGUAUGGAAGGUAUGCAAAACUAACACAUAAAAACACUUAAUUUGCAAUCUGUAAAAUAUGCUUUGGUUUAUUGUUUUUUUUUGUGGGGGGGGGGUUGUCUGUUUUGCCAGUGUGGUACUUCUUUACUGAGCAUAUCAGAGGUUGGUGGUGAUGAGCUGCUUGCAUCCUUUUUCUCUGGAGGCAACAGAAGAGAUUUGCUUGUACUGUAGGAUUUAAUCAGCAUGCAUGCAGAAUAACUAUGUAUAAAUCACUCAUUGUGUAGCAGCACAUACAUCAGCACCUUUAUGUCAAUAGGAUGACUGUUUUAAUAGGUCGUUGAAAAGCCUUGUGCUUCUUCCUUUGAUUUGUUUGUAUUUUUUACGGUUAUGCAAACAGAGUAAACCCCAAAAUCUUGGAAACCCCACAAACGUGGCACAAACAUUGCAUUUUUUUUUUAAGAAGAAAUUACACCCUCUUUCAUUUAUAUUACUGAAUAAAAUACAAUGUACGUGUAAUGCAAAUCGGUGUAUUAGACCCCAGAGGCAUAUAGGAGCAGCUUUGCAAAGCAGCAGCAGUUCUCAUCCUCAUUAGAAUUGAAUGUUUCUGCUUGCAUUUUGUCUCUUACUGCUAAUUUUACACACAAGACCUACUUUAUGUUGCACUAAAAAUGAUUUUAAAAAUCCAUAAAAGUAUCCCUUGAAUGUAGGAGACAGUGAUGAUCUUACUGGAGAUGUUUAGGGUGAGACAAUAGAGUGAAAGAACAGCAUUUCACAGCCAAUUAUCUUAGCCCCCCACAUGUCACUUAGGUCUCUGCAGGUUUCUCUUUUUACAGCACAAAGAGUUAGGUACAUAUAGGCCUUGUGUGUCUAUGUGAUGCAGCUUUAUCGGUGUUUUCAUCUAGUCGUCGUUAGCAGCAUGAGAUCCACAGCUCCGUGUAAGGUAAAGGUUAAGGAAAGCUCUUUUUCAUUCCUUCGUCACCCGAGUGAAUGCCUGAGGUGUGUGGGUCUGCUCUCCUGUCAUCAGCAGUGUCUUAUGGUCCUAUUUGUGUCUUCAGUUAUUACUCAUGCAAAGUGUUAAAGGGCCAUCACUGAUAGGACUGAGCAGUUUUAUUCAUCUGAAAGAUGUUCCUCAUCGCUCCAUUUUCUUUCGGAGGCAGGUGAUCACACAGAGACCAAUUUGUUGUAAUGUUAGCAAAGGCGCUACUGUUAAAUGUGAUAUUAACAGCACUAUUUAUGAUCUAAAUAAUGAAUUAGAGUAUGUUAUUGUGCUUGGUAGCUUUGGAGGCAGGUGGCCAUUUUUGUAGUUCUUAAACAUAAGCCACUCCCCCCUCCACAGCAGGUGGGAUUUCAUUCAUACCAAUUUUGCAAAGUGACACUGGCCCAACAUAUUUUAGUUUCCUUACAUUGUCAUUUGGUCUCUUAGCGAUGACUGCAUGGUGUCUUAGUUUACACACCCUUAUUUUCUUCUUCUCUUUCUUUUUUUCUAAAGAUAAAUUCUUUUUUUAAAUUAUUAUUCUGUCAAUUUAAUUUAGGUAUUAGAAAGGGAAAGAAUACAAAUUAAAUAAAUCAGAAUAUUAAUUCAAUCACUUUUUCUACUCCUAUUUUCCAUAAAAAUUAAAGUAAAAAAUAAAAAAAACAAAUAAAAAAGUUGAUUUGUAAAUAAGUUAUGUACAGUUUGUAUCUGUAACUUGUCAGUCUGUCAUUGGUGACAGAGUCUGUCUUGCUUAUAACGCACGCUACCAGUAAAUAAAAAAGGAAAAAGUAUAUUUAGACUGUAUGGUCCCUUGAAGCAAGUUUUAAAUUAAUAUCUGAUGUAUAUUCCUGUAACAUUGCAUUUUUAUCUGAGGAAUGAUGUUAUUAAAAAAUUGCAAAUAAAUUGCAUUUCCUACA
Molecule: messenger RNA, 18399 nt
Organism: Poecilia reticulata (guppy)
Lineage: Eukaryota; Metazoa; Chordata; Actinopteri; Cyprinodontiformes; Poeciliidae
Source: RefSeq, a predicted model, not a curated record